Messenger RNA from Arvicanthis niloticus (Nile rat), 1359 nucleotides. NCBI's taxonomy places the organism in Eukaryota, Metazoa, Chordata, Mammalia, Rodentia, Muridae. The record is from RefSeq and is a predicted model, not a curated record.
GCUUAGAAUUCGGACUACAGGGUUAGACUCAGAGUGAAAGGAGGCAGAUAGAGGGUCCACAGGCCUAGUGCAGAUCACAGAGCCAGCCAGAUCUGAGAAGCAGGCAACAAGAUGCUGGAUUGCAGAGCGGUAAUACUGCUAUGGUUGUUGCCCUGGGCCACUCAGGGCCUGGCUGUGCCUAGGAGUAGCAGUCCUGACUGGGCUCAGUGCCAGCAGCUCUCUCGGAAUCUCUGCACACUAGCCUGGAGCGCACAUGCACCAGUGGGACAUAUGGAUCUACUAAGAGAAGAAGAAGAUGAAGAGACUAAAAACAAUGUGCCCCGUAUCCAGUGUGGAGAUGGCUGUGAUCCCCAAGGACUCAAGGACAACAGCCAGUUCUGCUUGCAAAGGAUCCGCCAAGGUCUGGUUUUUUAUAAGCACCUGCUGAACUCAGACAUCUUCACGGGGGAGCCUGCUCUACUCCCUGAUAACUCUGUGGAACAGCUUCAUACCUCCCUAAUGGGCCUCAGCCAACUCCUCCAGCCAGAGGAUCGCCACUGGGAAACUCAACAGAUGCCUAGCCUGAGUCCCAGCCAGCAGUGGCAGCGCCCCCUUCUCCGUUCCAAGAUCCUUCGAAGCCUCCAGGCUUUUGUGGCCAUAGCUGCCCGGGUCUUUGCCCACGGAGCAGCCACUCUGACUGAGCCCUUAGUGCCAACAGCUUAAGGAUGGCGCCUAGGUUCCCAUGGCUACAACCAUAAGACUAAUCUAUCAACCCAGACAUCUACAAGCUAAUUAACCCAUUAGGAAGUGUUCCUGUUUUGUUCGUUUUGUGUGAAGGGCAAGGGCACCAUUAUUAAAGAGAAAACCACCCCCGCCGCCCCCCCCCCCCCCCCCGCCCCAGCAGGCAGCUCACUAGAGGAAGGAGAGGGAGAAGAGGAACGAAGUCAUCCAUCCCUUGGCCUUGGAAGCUGGCAAGCUUGGCCAAAGGGGAAGGGGGAGGUGGUAUUAGAGAAACUGUGAGAAAGCCCAGAGCAUCAGAAAUAGUGAGCCCAGGCUUUGGCCAGUAAGAAAAACAAGAUAAAGGGAACGUUAUACUUUUCUGAGUGACUCAGGGAAAUGUGCAGACUCACAGUGCUCCAGACAGAAGCUUGGUAACUGCCUGCUUAGUCUCUCAGUUCUAACAGAAUCUAGUCUCUAAAAACUAACAGAACUACCAAUACAGACUGACAUGUGAUGCCGACCUGUGACAAAGCUGCAUAUUUAUUAAGUGGGAAGGGAAAUUUUGAUAUUAUUUAUCCUUGUAACAGUUUAGAGGAUUGUUAUUUAUUCUAUUUAUAAAGAAUUAUGUAUUUUUUUCAAUAAAGAUUUAUUUAUGUGGCU